AUGGGCGACGGUGAUCACUUACCAUCAGGCAACGGCACGAUAGACUUCCCCGAGUUCCUGACGAUGAUGGCGCGCAAGAUGAAGGACACGGACAGCGAGGAGGAGAUCCGCGAGGCGUUCCGCGUGUUCGACAAGGACGGCAACGGGUUCAUCUCCGCCGCGGAGCUGCGCCACGUGAUGACCAACCUCGGAGAGAAGCUCACCGACGAGGAGGUCGACGAGAUGAUCCGCGAGGCCGACAUCGACGGCGACGGACAGGUCAAUUACGAGGUCUGCGCGCAAUGUUCUACGCCUGAUAACUUUGCAACUCUUAAGUCCCUGCGACACUACUUCGAACGAAGUUCUAGAACCACUUUUUACCGCUCAUGGCAUGACGACCCCACACUUUACGCAUUUUUCCUUUCGUUGUUACUUCCCAUGACACUCGAUGACUGUGUAUCAAAGAUAUGGGAGUUGUAA
Messenger RNA from Chilo suppressalis (striped riceborer), 459 nucleotides. Lineage: Eukaryota; Metazoa; Arthropoda; Insecta; Lepidoptera; Crambidae. The record is from the annotation of a GenBank genome assembly.